UCUAUUCUUUCUUUUGCUUCAAAUUAAGGCGGUUCCAAUCUUCUGCAAAUUAUUCCCGCCACCCCUUUCGUGCUCAAAUAAUUCCCCCACCGCGUCUCUCUCUGUUUCCACUUCCCUUCCCGAUAUCACUGGGCUCCACAGCGUUGAUACAGGCUUCUUCGAGAUGGCUUGUGCCUUAUAUUGCGGCUUGUGGUUAGAAUCUAGGAGGCCUUGGCGCCUCAGUGCAUGUUGAUCCUAUCAUGACUACUCAAAAGCUGAGCUGCUAUGAAAACUACAAGACAGAAAAAAGGGAAAACAGUGGAGGCUUCUAAAACGCACAUUGCAACUACAGGUUUCUCAGGAGUCCAGAAAUCUAGGAAGCGAAAUAGUGGGGGGCAUCAGAAAACAACAGGGGAGUGUGAAUAUGUUUUGACUGGAGAAGAUCCAGGUAAUUUACCUUUUAGUUCUGCUCAAGUGUUGGGUGGUAAGCAGCUUCCAAACAGAGUUACAUCUAUUGGAGAAACAACUAAAACUGUACCUGCAUUGGAGCUUAAGGCUGGACAACUACAUCCUUCUCUAAAGAUUAAGCUGCAGCUUUUCCCGAUAGAUGAAUGCACUCGUUUAGGAUUGGAGAAGGAUGGUCAUAAUCCAUUUUUGGAACUCACUUUGAGUGCUCGGAAGAAGAUAUCCUCUGUGCUGAAGCACCUCAAUAACAAAUGGGGCAGUUCAAGCGUAGCUCAAGGGGACCCUGUGCUUUUCCCAUACAAUGUACAGUUGGAGAAUUUAGCUAGUUGCAGAAGAUGGAGUUUGAAUGACUGUGGCAUUAGUGCGGGAGAUGUCCAUGAAGCUAUAGAAAGUCCCGUUAUUUUUCGCUUAAGGUAUGGCUGGUUCUCUAAUGUUGAGCUCGAAACCUUCGUGGUGCCUUCUUCAUCUAUGCCUUUGGAGGUUUGUUUAGAAUCUAAAGGAAUCAAUAGAAGUUGCAGUACAAUUUUGGAGAUUAUGCAUGACAGAAAGAAUAAACUUGAGGAUGAUGAAGUUAAGAUUGAGGAUAGUCUUGCACAAUCAACAGUUCCAUGGGAUGACAGUCUGACUAACUUGAGCAUUGGAGGCCUGCUGUCUGAAGCAUCUUUGCAGGGAAAAAUCAAUAAUUGUGAUCCAGAGUCAAAUGGGUGCAAAUCAGACUUGCAUCCAACUAAGGAUAAGGGCCCUGUACAAUCACUACUGCCAUGGGAUGAUAGCCUAACUACCUUAAGCAUUGGAGGUCUGCUGUCUGAAGCAUCAUUGCAGGGCAAGAUCAAUACUGGGGAUCCAAAAUCAGAUGGGAGCAGAUCAGGGUUUCAGCCAACUGUAUCGAUCUCCGAUUCUUUUGAUGCUUUUAUUGCUGGCCAAAUAAAUUCACAUCCUCAAGUUUUAAAGCCAUCAUCACAUGAAUUACACUCAUCUAUCUUGGACGCCGAAGAGACAUGUCAUGCAUUUUUUUUCCGGAACUUCUCUUCGUCAGCCAAAGAUGUUGUGGGUUUCGGUGGAAGUGCUAAUUCAAGGGGCAGCAACCAUGAUGGUAGUCCAAAGCCAUUCAAAUUUCCCAAUUUUGCUGAGCUCAAGAACCAAACCGGGCUAGUGCAAGAUUCUCCCUUUCAGGAAUCCAAUACAGAUUUGACACCUCGUUCACGAGUAUAUAAUGACGAAAGCAGCCUUGGGCUAACUGGAAUCAAAUGGAACGACUCUUUGGGACCAUUCGAUCUUGGCCCAUCCACCUCACCUCAGAUCACCAGUGAAGAUAGUUUCAGUAGCAUCGGUGGAUUUGUUAGAUAGCAGCAGUUUCUGUGCACUUCAAUGCUCUGCCUGUUUAAGACACAUUUUCCUACAUUUUACCAAUGAGCAAAUCUAGAAAUUGUGGAGCAAAUGAGUGAAUAAAGCUGAAUCUAAUGCACCUCAAGUGCAAUUGAUAUCAUUUGUGGAGGGGUCACUUUGUGCAGCAUUUUGAUCUGCCUGGUCUGUUAGUUAAAAAAAACAAGUUAUUUUUUAUUUUUUAUUUUUACAUUUGGAAGACUUUGUUGAGUUGAGUCUAGAGAUUGCUUAUUGCAUUAUUAUUGCAACCUGAUUGCAUUUCUUUCGUUC
This is a messenger RNA of Cornus florida, 2097 nucleotides long. RefSeq names its product TSL-kinase interacting protein 1. The record is from RefSeq and is a predicted model, not a curated record. The transcript has 9 exons. The coding region runs from base 265 to 1791 and encodes 508 amino acids. Gene Ontology annotation, molecular function: chromatin binding. Lineage: Eukaryota; Viridiplantae; Streptophyta; Magnoliopsida; Cornales; Cornaceae. Gene Ontology annotation, biological process: pattern specification process. Gene Ontology annotation, cellular component: nucleus.